Molecule: messenger RNA, 747 nt
Organism: Ceutorhynchus assimilis (cabbage seed weevil)
Lineage: Eukaryota; Metazoa; Arthropoda; Insecta; Coleoptera; Curculionidae
Source: the annotation of a GenBank genome assembly
AUGGCAGUGAACGUAUACUCGAACAACGUGACAACAGAGAACUUAUCCAGACACGACAUGUUGGCAUGGGUGAACGCAUGCCUGCGAAGCAAUUUUAACAAAAUUGAAGAACUGUGCACCGGGGCAGCUUACUGUCAAUUUAUGGAUAUGCUAUUUCCAGGCACAGUACCACUAAAACGGGUAAAGUUUAGAACAAACUUAGAGCACGAGUACAUACAAAAUUUUAAAAUUUUGCAAGCGUCAUUCGACAAGGCAUACGUCGAAAAGAUAGUUCCGAUCGAGCGGCUCGUUCAUGGGAGGUUCCAAGACAAUUUCGAGUUUCUACAGUGGUUCAUUAAAUUUUUUAAUGCCAAUAAUUAUGGUGCAACCGACUACGAUGCUUUGGCUGCUAGAUGUGGAGCUCCAAUGGAUAACGAAAGUGCUAAUGCUCCUAAGGGUUUGAUACAAAGAAAAAGGGAAAAAUCAUUAAUAAGGCCAGCUUCUACUAUUAAUAGCCAUCUAUAUGAUAAAAGAGAUAAGUUAACUCGUGAAGUUUGUGAAUAUCAGAGGAUGGUAAUGGAAUUGGAGAAGUCUCGAAAAUUUUACCUCAACAAAUUGAAAGGCAUCGAAGCAAUAUGCCAUACAAACAAUACGAAAAAUCAACUAUCACAGCAAAUUUUAAAAGUACUGCAUGAGAUACAGCCUAAAAAAGGUUCUGCCACUGCAAAAGAAAAUUCAGGUGGUGAUGGUGCUGGAGACGAAUAUUAA